Poeciliopsis prolifica (blackstripe livebearer) is the source of this 3961-nucleotide messenger RNA. RefSeq names its product Cbp/p300-interacting transactivator, with Glu/Asp-rich carboxy-terminal domain, 4a (gene cited4a). Gene Ontology annotation, biological process: regulation of DNA-templated transcription. NCBI's taxonomy places the organism in Eukaryota, Metazoa, Chordata, Actinopteri, Cyprinodontiformes, Poeciliidae. The coding region runs from base 57 to 926 and encodes 289 amino acids. The transcript is spliced from 2 exons. Gene Ontology annotation, cellular component: nucleus. The record is from RefSeq and is a predicted model, not a curated record.
CCCACACCGUUCCCUCUCUCUCUCUAUCUCUCUCUCUCGCUCUCUGAGCUUUCUGCAUGUAUAUAAUCCCUGAGUUGACCCAGAAAACAAACUCUUCUUUAGAUCGAGAAGCCGCACAGUUUGAAUCCGCCGCAGGGCUGCAUGUAUCCGGAGCAUCAGCUGAAGAGACGAGCCGGGACUUAACGAACUUCUCCGAACGGAUUUCACUUUACGCCAUCGGGGAAGACUUAAAAACCAUGGCUGAACACAUGACGAUGCCCAUGUCUCAUGGUUUCCGGAUGGGCAUGAACGGACCAGUGCAGCACAACGGCCAGCCGGGCCUGCGGGGGCUGCCCAACGCCCAGGUGUUGCACUAUGGCAGGAAUCCUCAGAAUACCACAGAGGGGGUCAUGAGACAGAGAUCGAACCUUAUGGGACAAGGAGGCAUGGGCGGCCCUGUGAAUGGAGCUCCAAUGACCAAUCAUCCCCAUCAGAUGAUGCAUGGGAACAUGAUGUAUAAUGGCCAGGGCCAGCAGCAUCACCACCACCACCACAUGCACCCCCAGCAGCAGCAGGGCGGACACCCGCCGCAGUAUCUCCCUGGCAACCUCACGUCACAGCAGCUCAUGGCGAGCAUGCACCUACAGAAACUCAACACUCAGUAUCACGGACACCCGCUGGGGUCGGCCAAUGGUCACCACCUGCCCAACGGGGCGCAGUACCGGAUGGGGCCCACCCAGCUGUCAGGCAUGCAGCACAUCGGUGCACCUUUCGGGGUGAACGGAACGGACAUGGACCUAAUUGAUGAGGAAGUUCUGACCUCGCUGGUGUUGGAGUUGGGCUUGGAUCGUGUUCAGGAGCUGCCUGAGCUCUUCCUGGGACAGAACGAGUUUGACUUCCUAUCAGACUUUGUGUGCAAACAGCAGUCGAGCACGGUGAGAUGUUGAGGAGAGGAGUGUGAUUUGUUCCACCUGGACACCCAAAGAGCGACUGAGUGGCCAUAGUAGCACAGCAAAAGCAGACAAUCUCUGUUCUUUUUGGGUGUUUCUAUGUUUAUGUACAUGACAGCGAUGAGUACGCCUUCAAACUGACCUGCCUGCUAAGCGAAUGGAGAAUUGUAAUGAGUGAAAACUAGGGAAAGUGCCAGGUUUCUGUUUCCUUUAGGCAGAAGCCAGGAAGAUUUAUCGCUUUUGGGUAAAUUGAGGCAUCCAGAUGUUGCAGGUUCUGCCUGUAACAUGUCCAGCACAUGUGCCUACAAUACCAAAGCUUUGGUUUAGAUUUUACAAACGCAGUAGGUAUGGAUGACCUGAUUAUUCUGAUUCUGUGGCAUUUGUAAAUGUGUCUUAGCUCUGAUUACACCGUUGACUGGUAGCAAACAACUUACAGUUUAGCACAAGCUAAAAGUCUUCUGGGAUCAUUUAUGCAGGAAUGAAGGGAGUUUGAAAUGUUUUUUAUCUGGAGUUUGAAGGCUGGUUCUUCAAAAAGUAAAAAAAAAAAAAUCUACGCAUUUAAAGUAAAGUGAGUAAGGUGAGGUUUGCUAAAUUUAUAAGUGGUUAUUAUGGAAUUAUGUUGAAUUGAUUGAGUAAUCAUCUGGACUCUGUUUGGAGUAAUGUAGGGGUCGAAUGAUUCUUCAGCCCUGACCUUUCACCCCAGCCAGUCAGAAACUCCCAAAAAUCCCAUUUUUAUUCUGAUCGGUUAAUGCAAUAUGUUUUUGCUGCCAGGCUUAUCUCUGAACACUGUUUCACAUUGGAGUUGUUAAUGACAACAUGUUGAAAAUAUCUGAGUUUCUUUCAGGCUGUAAAACCUCCAACACAUAACAGGAAGGCUGAAUUGAGUAACUUGAGGUUACUGUCUUUUAUUCUUAUAACUUUCAAUAUGGAACGCACUGGAUUUGAAAAUGUUUGUAGCCUUUAGCUUUCUCUGAUACUGCGGUUAUAGUAACGCUAGCCGCUCUGAUAUAGUCAUUCUUUUUAAGCGCUAAAGGUCAUUUCAAAUGUUGACUUGUAAUCAUUUUGUAAAUUAAAAUAGUAAAACACUGUUUUACACUGACUGAACGCUCUCUCAUACACACACACACACACCACACACACACACACAGUGUGACAUCGUCUCUGCCACUCCAACAAAUAAUUUUUAUGGCACUGGAAAGUUUAGAAGGAAAUAUUUAGGAUGAUACUUAUUUGAUAUUUCAUAUCAUUGUUCUUGAAGAGAAAAGGGAAUUGAUUAAAAUGAAUAUUAGCAGAAUAAAACUGAGAUGGGAAAUUGGCUACAAAAAUGUGAUCUGUGCAUCUUCAGAUUAAAGGUGUUUUCACACCUGAUGGAUCUGGUAAACUCGGUUUGAUUGGGGAACGGCAGAAAUUGUUCCAUGCUGAACAUUCACGCUGUGCUGUGUCAAACGAACCAAACACUUUGAAAAAACCUAUUGCCCUCCUCACAUGUGGUGGCGCUGCAUGAAGAACCACUGAAGGAAACAACACAAAAACCUCUGAAGAAGACAUGGCAGCAACUUCCUUCUUCAUGAAGUGUAAACAAUAAUGGAGAAGAGUCAAAUUUUAGUGUGGAGUUUUUAUUUUGGCUACAGAGACCAUGAGUCAUUUAUCCUGCUGGCAUUAGACUAGCAUGUAUAUUUAGGUUGAAUUUACCCAGAAUACUCUGUACUGUGGUCCACUUCCUGCUUUUGUAGGGAUCUCUUACACAUUCAAACUGUAUCAGAGUUCACUUCUACUGAACCUGAACCUAGGUUUAUAAACGGACUAUGGAUUUAUUUUUUGGUCCUAAUCAGAGUUCGAUUAGCAUUCAAAUUUACUUCAAUUAUGGUCUUGAAAUAUCACUGCUACAAGUCAAAUGCAUUUGGCCCAAUACAUAUGUCAAAAUAAAUGUAUAAAAACCAACAAAAACACAAAUUCAUAUCGUAUUUCUAUACAAAUUUGCAAAACAAAAAAAAAAAAACACCUGAUCAUAGACUGUGCGUCUGUAUGUUUUUAGAGCUUAGUUGUUGUUUUCUUCCUGUGUGUGUGUGUGUGUGUGUGUGUCCAUCAGCUCAUUUAAAUCCUAUCGAAGGACGUCCACAUCCACACACCCAUCGCCUGUUCCAUCAGGCAGACCUGAGCGUGUGGACGCAGCGCUCGCUCGCAGCACUUAGCUUAAUCUUUUUUAAAAGCUGCCUCUACCUGUAGAGCCAAUGUGCUGGAGCUCUAGUCAUGUCUUAUACCUUCGCUUUCUCGGCUGCUGUUCCUGCUGAUCGGAGUUAAACUACACGUUUGUCACGCUUGUCUUAAUUGAGCUGGUUGUGGAGGCUCUCUGAUGACCCAGUCAUUGGAAAACCAACACACUCUGUGGUGCUUUUUUUCUUUUUCUUUCUCGACAUGCAAAAGCUUCCCGCUCUUGCAGGAUAAGUGUUAGAGGUCAGCGUGGCGCUGGUCUGCUGCUGUACGGCUGCACUGGUGCCCCCUGUCUAUAGAAAACAAGCCUGCUGGUCAAAAACGGUGAUGACCACCUCACUGUCACAACGAUUCUGGCCUAAACCCAAUGGUAGCCUGUUUACUGUAUUGUAUCUUUGUACUGUAGGCUGGAGGCAAAGCUGAUCUGAACACAUUUAAGGUACUUUGGCAGAAAACUCUAAAUCAGAGGCUGAUAUUUGAUGUGCUGACAAGAGAUUAUACCCUUUGUCUUCUUACAGUGUGUAGAUACAGUAGACUGGAGGAUUAGGGGGCGUGGUCUAAAGCUUUCACAUGGACUGCAUGUCUUACGUGAGGGAUGCUAUCAACUUUCAACCGAGCUACUGAGAAUGUACAGACCGCCGCUUUGUGGGAACCUGUCUAAAGAUGGUAGAUUAACGUGAGAUUGUACUUCCUGUUCCUACCCAGCACCCCUCUCUCCCCCGUUUCUCACCCCUCCCAACCUCGCUGACCUUUUCUAAUGUUAUUGAUUCUAUUUUAAGAAAAUGUAUUUAUUUUCAAAUAAAAUAUUUAUUUAAAAACCA